CAUUGUUUUCUAACCUUACUUUUCUUCCGCAAAGGUAAAUUGGAUUAAGCAGAAAUAUUUUUAAAGUUUUGAGGCAAAAACCAGAGGCAAAUAGUAAAGUUACAAUAGAAAAUGGUGAAAGAAGUUGCUGCUGGAUUCUGUAUCUUUCGUAGGUUGAGCAAUCAAAUUGAAUAUUUGUUGUUACAAGCAUCCUACGGAACAAGGCACUGGACACCUCCAAAAGGGCAUUUGGAGGAUGGUGAAACAGAGUUUGAGGCAGCUCUGAGAGAAACCAAAGAGGAAGCUGGGUAUUCCGAGAAGGAUCUAAAGAUUUACAAAGACUAUUCCCAUGAGAUGCACUAUCCUGUGAAGGGACAGGACAAGAGAGUGAUCUACUGGCUGGCCGAAUUGGAGAAUCCGAAUAAAGAGCCAGAACUCUCCGAUGAGCACGUCUCCAGGAAGUGGCUCCCAAAAGAUGAGGCAAUUGCCCUGUCGGGAUUCCCAAACUUCGAAGAGAUGUGCAAAAAGUUCCACGAGAUCAUCCUCAAUAAACUCAGCUAAGUAACAUAAUUUCAUGUAUAUUUGUUUGAAUAUAUUGCAAAUGAAUACAUGACCAUA
Messenger RNA from Phlebotomus papatasi, 597 nucleotides. It is a transcript of the gene Apf, whose product is annotated as bis(5'-nucleosyl)-tetraphosphatase [asymmetrical]. Gene Ontology annotation, molecular function: bis(5'-nucleosyl)-tetraphosphatase (asymmetrical) activity. Gene Ontology annotation, biological process: ATP biosynthetic process; AMP biosynthetic process. The record is from RefSeq and is a predicted model, not a curated record. NCBI's taxonomy places the organism in Eukaryota, Metazoa, Arthropoda, Insecta, Diptera, Psychodidae. The transcript has 3 exons. The coding region runs from base 112 to 540 and encodes 142 amino acids.